Messenger RNA from Lottia gigantea (owl limpet), 2364 nucleotides. RefSeq lists its product as hypothetical. Gene Ontology annotation, cellular component: membrane. Gene Ontology annotation, biological process: sodium ion transmembrane transport. The transcript has 11 exons. Lineage: Eukaryota; Metazoa; Mollusca; Gastropoda; Lottiidae. The record is from RefSeq and is a predicted model, not a curated record. The annotation marks the transcript as partial.
UAAUUUGAAUCACCCAAGAAGAAAAAUUCAAACCGGAAACCCCUCCUUUCACCAAGGUGAAAAUUAAGUUUGUAAUUAAAAAUUAUAAAUGUGUCGUAAGUAAGUCACCAUACUAAUAAGUAAUUUCAUAUGCUUAAAGAAGAAUAUUGACUUUUUUAUACGAUAUCGAUUUAAAUUUUCCAGUCUCUCGCAGGUCAUAUUUUUUUGAUUGACAAAUAUCUCAUGACAUAUAACAUGAUAAGACGUUAAACUAUCAUGUUAUUCUCAUUUGGAAUUUGGAUCUGUCCAUUUGAUAUCCCAUUUCCUUGAGUUCAUCAUAGCUAUAAAAACAUUCUGAGGUAUGUCAACAAAGAUUGUACACUUUGACUCGUAACCAGACUUGAUUGAGGGGCCAUUACGCCUUCUUGACCCUGCAUAGCCGCGGUCCGGACUCUAACUGACCAUCAGAUCAAUGUAUAUGGGAAUAUGUUCUUGGUUUCCCUUUCGGGGAACAAAGUUGUGUGAGUAGUGCAGGUGAACGUGAAAGUCUCUCAACUUGUGGAGUACUACAGUUUUCUCUCUGCUUCACUGCUCAACAUUUUCCAGCCUGUUUAUUAAUUUAUAACAUAUUGUUAAGACAGUAUGAUAGUUGACGGCACAAUGACCACAUCGCAACGUAUGGUUUCAUUAGGAGACGGUACUUAUACAACAGAAAAAUCUGAAGACAGUCCAAAAAGAGACAAAUGGGGAAAUCACGUGGAAUUUUUCCUUGCUACAAUGGGUAUGGCCGUCGGUGUUGGAAAUAUAUGGCGGUUUCCGUACAUAUGUAACAUAAAUGGUGGAGGAGCAUUUUUGAUCCCGUUUGUUAUAUUCCUGGUAACAUGUGGAUUACCACUGUAUUUAUUGGAACAAUCCAUGGGACAGUUCACAGGCAGAAGUCCGGUUCAAUCCUGGGAAGUGUGUCCAUUGUUCAAGGGUGUUGGCUAUGGUAUGUUAGUUGUAUGUUUCACGACCACUGUGCACUAUAAUAUGAUUAUGGCAUGGACACUAUACUACCUCUCACAAUCAUUCUAUACAGAAUUACCGUGGACAACCUGUGGGAAUGAAUGGAACACAGACAAAUGUACAACGUUAAGCGGCAUUAAAAACAAAACUGAGUAUAAUACUUCCGUGAGCUUUAAUAAUGGGGGCAAUGGAACAACGUCCUACUUAGUACAACUGAACACUUCCAUCCAUUCGAAAGGUUCUGCGUCUGCAGAAGAAUUUUGGAGGUAUGGUAUUCUUGAUAUAUCUUCUGGUGUGACAGAGAUAGGUGGCAUCAAAUGGCAGUUAAUUGUGGUAUUUAUCGUUGCCUGGAUCGUGGUAUUUCUGUGUAUGUUCAAAGGUAUCAAGUCUGUUGGUAAGGUCGUGUAUGUCACGGUACUGCUACCUUAUGUUCUGUUAUUUAUCCUGCUAAUCAGAGGGGUCACACUGAAGGGAUCAUUAGAUGGUAUUUUAUAUUUCCUGAAACCAGAUUUCAACAAACUUCUUGAACCAAAGGUUUGGGUCCAGGCUGCAGUUCAAGUGUUCUUUUCAUUAGGACCAUGUUACGGUAGUCUGUUGACUUUAUCCAGUCACAACCCCUUUCAUAAUAAUGUUCUGAGGGAUUCUAUCGUGCUGCCGUUAAUCUGUGAAGGUACCAGUCUGUUUGGUGGAAUAGUUAUAUUUUCUGUACUGGGUUUUAUGGCUCAUGAAGUCGGUGUGGGAGUUGGUGAAGUUGUUGAUUCAGGUAGUCCAGGCUUAGCUUUUGUAGUUUAUCCACAAGGAAUAGGAAAGAUACCCAUCCCACAGCUCUGGGCGGUAAUGUUUUUCCUAACUUUAUUUUCCAUUGGUUUGGAUUCGCAGUUCUGUUUCAUAGAAGCAAUAUUCACAGGCAUGCUCGAUACAUACCCAAAAUUUGUAGCAAAGAGAAAAGUACUCCUGAAAGUUAUAUUUUGUGUGAUUUACUUUUUGGUCGGUAUUCCAUUGUGCACAAGGGCUGGCAUAUAUGUAUAUCAAUUAAUUGAUUGGUAUUGUGUUGCGAUAUCGUUAUUUGUAUUUGGUUUAAUAGAAUGUAUAGUAAUAGGAUGGAUCUACGGUACCGAGCGAUAUGAGAAUGAUAUCAAAUCUAUGAUUGGUCGAAAACCACCAGCAUUUUUUCGAAUUUUCUGGAAAUAUAUCACGCCUGUUAUCUUAGUGGCGAUAAUGAUAUCCACCUUUUUUCUGUAUUCUCCACCAUCCUAUGCUGGUUACCAUUAUCCUCGAGGUGCUGAAAUAUUUGGUUGGAUCUAUGCAUCGAUUCCUCUCAUUCCUGUUGUAUUUUUUAUGGUCAAAGCAAUUUAUUCUGAAAAAGGAUCAUUUCUUGAG